Messenger RNA from Salvelinus namaycush (lake trout), 4257 nucleotides. Its product is annotated as guanine nucleotide-binding protein G(I)/G(S)/G(O) subunit gamma-7. Gene Ontology annotation, cellular component: heterotrimeric G-protein complex. The record is from RefSeq and is a predicted model, not a curated record. Lineage: Eukaryota; Metazoa; Chordata; Actinopteri; Salmoniformes; Salmonidae. Bases 612 to 818 code for a protein of 68 amino acids. Gene Ontology annotation, molecular function: G-protein beta-subunit binding. Gene Ontology annotation, biological process: G protein-coupled receptor signaling pathway. The transcript has 4 exons.
CCGAGAUUGAACGAACGGACUGUGGAACCAACGAAGCUGCCCCUUUAAAUCAGGAAUACAGCGCAUUCGGAGGAGGUGAAGGUUUACAGCUGACCAUCUGACCUGAGGUCACAACCGCUCCUGUCCACCUGAGUGACCCAACUCACCUGGUCAGCCCUUCCCCUGCACACACACCUGCCCUACCUGGUACACCUGUCUACCAACCCAACACACACCUGCCCUACCUGGUACACCUGUCUACCAACACACACCUGUCCUACCUGGUACACCUGUCUACCAACCCAACACACACCUGCCCUACCUGGUACACCUGUCUACCAACCCAACACACACCUGCCCUGCCUGGUACACCUGUCUACCAACCCAACACACACCUGUCCUACCUGGUACACCUGUCUACCAACCCAAAACACACCUGUCCUACCUGGUACACCUGUCUACCAACCCAAAACACACCUGCCCUACCUGGUACACCUGUCUACCAACCCAACACACACCUGCCCUGCCUGGUACACCUGUCUACCAACCCAACACACACCUGUCUGGCCACUGGAGCAGACUCCAAUCUGCACACCAUCCACUAGUGGGGGUGUGUGUAUUGAUGGAUCAGGAUGUCAACCAAUAACAACAUCGCCCAGGCCAGGAAACUGGUGGAACAACUGAGGAUCGAGGCAGGGAUCGAACGUAUUAAGGUGUCAAAGGCAGCAGCAGACCUGAUGAGUUACUGUGAGCAGCACGCCCGUAACGACCCGCUCCUCGUUGGCGUCCCAACGUCAGAAAACCCUUUCAAAGACAAGAAACCCUGCAUCAUCCUAUAGCUGCACGCUCGUCUCUGCCCAUCAGACACACACACACACACACACACACACACACACACACACACACACACACACACACACACACACACACACACACACACACACACACACACACACACACACACACCCUCUGCACGUACACACACUCCCACCGGCUGACUCUGCAACAGCCAACAAGGCCCAGCUCUGUUAGGCUAUACAUACAACACACACACACAUACAUACACACACACACAGAAAUGAAAUAGCCACUCUGGAAAAGCGCCAUACUCAAUAGCCACAGCUAGGGGGCGGUGUCUGUGUUUACAGACCACAUUACCACAUUAGUGAUAUUAGCCCUGAGUUGUGUCUCUGUGGUGCUGAGGGUAAGCCUGCACUAACAUGUAGCUCUAACUGAUACUGGUUACUGACUCGCCCACAGAGAUAGUGACACUCAAGUGGAGAUGACAGAUUUGCUUCAAAAAGGGAUUAGGACAAUUAUCUUAAUAGGAAUCCACAGUCGCCUACAUGAAGUUAUAGGCUGAUGUAUAGCAUGUAUUUUAUUGAUUCAUUGAUUAAUCGAUUGACUGAUAGCAUGUAUCUGGGUGCUGUGAAGUGAGGGGUGUAAGGUACAUGAGGGUAAGGAGUGAAGUGGAGGGUGUAUGUGUGACCAAUCUGGUGUAAAACCUGGGUCGUCCGUGUGAUGCAAGCUGUGUUAGCCCUGUCAGCUAAAGCCUAGCCAUUAGCCGUGGAAGCUAAUACAAGUCUUCAGGUCUCAGGCAUGGUUACCCAUCACUAAACCACCGUGGCUAUACACGGUGUGUUUGUUAGCCAUAUAGUGGCUGACUUGCCACUGACUUGCUAAGUAUCACAAUAGGGAUGGCCCCUUCCUGAAUCCUUGGGUCAACGGUAAUGUUAGUGUUUCCACAAGACAUUGUGUUUUUGUGAACAUGGCAUUGAAACACUGAGCAGGUUGGUACAUGCUGCAUAUGUACCCACUGGGUUUAAACCCGGAUCAUCUGCAAUGCCACAAGACUGUUAGCCCACUGAGCUAAAGUAUAGGCUACAUACUCCCCCACUCUAGCGACGGUUAUCGAUCAACAGUGUUUCUGCUUUGGUUUUGAAUUCUUGGUCAGUGGGUUUUCUAUAGGCCAAAACUCCAGCUGUGUCGACUUGUGAAGUAAGUUGCUCAUAGACACUGAUCUAAGAUCAGUCUUGUGUUUUCCCUCUAAUGGUAAAGGUUAGGAUUUAGGGAGGGUCAUCUGAUGCUAGAUCUGUGUCUAAAAGGCUGCGUUUACAGAGGCAGCCUAAUUCAGAUCUUUGUCCACUAAUUGGUCUUUUGACCAAUCAGAUCGACUCUUUUUCCAAUAAUUGGGCAAAAGAUCAGAAUUGUGCUGCCUGUGUAAACGCAGCCUAAUGAAACUUUUAUCUUGAGUACUGCCAAGUACUGAGAGGUUAACUGUGUUCAAGUUUUUAACACCAGAAGUAUAUAUAGAUGUUUUUUUAUUAAUUAUUGUUUAGAUAUCUUGUCCAUUUAUUGCCAUACACUUAGCAGAUACUGUAGGUUUCCAUUCACUCCUUAACUUUACACUUGAGUCAAAAGUUUACCUUAACCACAGAUCUAGGAUCAGAUUAUCAUCCCCAAUCUUAAGUUGAACCAUAAGGGGGUGUACAAAUAUCUGAUCCUAUAUCAGUGGUUAGAGACAUCACUAGUUCUGCCAAUGAGAGCAAGCAUCACAUCAUGGGCUUUGCUUAUUGGCUCAUCAUGUGUUCUAUUGAGGAACAAGAGCCAAUUACAAAGUGGUGUCCCAUGUCCCCACCGCCACAGUCCUAUUCCUCUACUCCCAAACCAAACUUGAUUGUAAAAAAUUUAAAAGACGCUAGAAAAAAUAAAAGUGUAUAAACUUUCUUUAAGUGCAGAAGUGAUACGUUUUGAGAUUAGCUUUUUGGGGUUUGGUUUGAGUUUCUUUCUAAAUGGAAGCAGGUCAGUUGAGUAUUAUUAUCGAACUGUACAGUGUUUGUAAGAUAAAACUUAGGCCAGAAUUCAAUCAAAGUGCAUCAAACUUUUUCCACAAAAAAAAACAAAAAUGCGCUUUAAUUGAAUGUCAGCUGGUUGCAGAAUCUUUUCUGUGGAUGUUACAUUUUUGCGUAAAUGUUUCCCUUCUGUCAGAAUUUAGUCUGUUUGUUUCCUCAUUCAGCUUGAGACAGGUUCACACACACACACACACACACACACACACACACACACACACACACACACACACACACACACACACACACACACACACACACACACACACACACACACACACACACACACACACACACUCCCCUAGUGACAAAAUGGGCGAACCACAUCUACAAAGCAGUGGCGUGGCCGUACUCGUAGCAUAGCUUCUUAUACACAGGCUAGGCACUGUGAGAAACAAACCUGAACCAUUAAAACACUGUCUCUCUCUCUCUCUCUCUCUCUCUCUCUCUCUCUCACACACACACACACACACACACACCCACACACACACACACACACACACACACAGUUUCCUAAUGUCUUUUACAAUUGAUUAUCUGAGGGACAAUCUUGCUAUUUCUUCAUUCAUUCAUUCCAUGGACAGUUAUUUUUGAUUGAUUGAUUGGUUGAUUGAUGGUUUGCCUUGUUGUGGUGUAUUGUGUUGUAUGCUGGUUAGGAGCAGGAGUUUUACCUGGUCAGGUCACAUGGUCAGGGACAACAUUCUAGCCCUAGACUUGAGAGUAUUUGAGGGAACAGUCUUUAAAGAGGACACAAAGCUCUAGAAUGGAAGUGUUGUGGCGCUCCCGUUCCCGCAUCAUUCACUAUGGCUGAUCUAGGUCAGUUGAAAGUUUUCUCCCCCUAAAGAUUAUGUCAGGAUUUGGGGAAUGGAAUCUGAUCCUAGAUCUUACCUAGAGCAGAACGCUAGAACCCUAAAACAAAUUUCUGUCCCUAGACACUGAUCUCGGGUCAGUUUUACCUGGACUCAUCGUUGUGUUUUUAUCUCCUGUGUAUGCAUAUACAGUAUGUAUCUCUGAUAACGCUUUGUUUUACAGUCUCCUUUAACUUGGUAUUUGCUUAGAAAUAACAUGGUAAAAACAUGUGUUUCGUUGCAAGCGGGGACUAUUUAGUACCAGGUUGAAAGUCCCCAUUGUUACCACAAUGUGUUCAUUCCAGCUGGGACAGGACUGUAAAGUAAAGCGUUACCGGAUCUUUUUGCCUUGAUUAAUUGUGAAUGAUCAGUUAUUGAUUAUGAAGGAAAUUUAAUAUCUAUUUUUUGUAUCUGGUCGCUCUGAUGUGCCAUAACUCAUGUUUUCUUGCACACUGUUCAUAUUUUACAGUUAAAUACUUUACUGUUAAGACUUUACUGUUCAUAUUUUUGUGGAUAUUGCUGUUAAAAAAAAGAUGGUAUUUAAAAGUAGACAACAGUAAUAAAAAUAUGAUAAUAACGCC